AUGGCGGACAAUCUCCCCACAGAGUUUGAUGUGGUUAUAGUAGGGACAGGUUUGCCUGAAUCCAUCCUUGCAGCUGCAUGUUCAAGGAGUGGUCAGAGAGUUCUGCACAUUGAUUCAAGAGGUUACUAUGGAGGAAACUGGGCUAGAUUCAGCUUUUCAGGAUUGCUGUCCUGGUGGAAGGGCUGUCAGGAAAACAGUGAUGAUGGAGAAGAAAGAACAGCUGCAUGGCAAGACCUAAUCCAUGAAACUGAAGAAGCCGUUACACUUCGCAAGAAGGAUGCAGCCAUUCAACACAUAGAAGUUUUUUGUUACGCCAGUCAGGAUUUGGGUGACAAUGUCGAGGGGAUUGGUGCUCUGCAGAAAAAUCCUUCCUCUGUGGCAUCUAGUACCCUCGGUGAACCUCUGGAUUCUGCAUGUUUGCCCAAAGAAAGGCACUCUUGCAAUACUAACAAUGAAAUGCCUGCCAAAGACAAUCCAGAAAGUGGUAAAGAGACUUCACCAGAAGUAAAUAAUGUAGAGGAAACUCUGGAGAAGGAAAAUGAUUGUGGAGACAAAACUUUUUCUCAUGCAGUUGUGCAUGGAGAUAAAGAUGAAAGGAAACCUGUAGUGGAAGACAACACUGAUCAACUAAAGAGAAAUAGGAUGACUUACCCUCGAACAGUUAAAGAAGGCCGAAGGUUUAACAUUGAUUUGGUAUCAAAGCUGCUGUAUUCUCAAGGAUUGCUAAUUGAUCUUUUAAACAAAUCAAAUGUUAGUUGAUACACAGAAUUUAAAAAUGUUACUAGGAUUCUUGCAUUUCGGGAAGGAAAAGUAGAACAGGUGCUUUGUUCCAGAGCAGAUGUCUUUAACAGCAAAGAACUCACAAUGGUUGAAAAGAGGAUGCUAAUGAAAUUUCUUACAUUUUGUAUAGACUAUGAACAACAUCCUGAUGAAUAUCAAGCUUUCAAGCAAUGUUCAUUUUCAGAGUACUUAAAAACUAAAAAGUUAACCCCCAACCUCCAACAUUUUGUGCUGCACUCAAUUGCAAUGACAUCACAGUCAUCUUGCACUACAUUAGAUGGCCUUAAAGCAACAAAAAACUUCCUUCAGUGUCUGGGACAGUUCGGCAACACCCCCUUUUUAUUUCCCUUGUAUGGCCAAGGAGAAAUUCCCCAGUGUUUCUGCAGAAUUUGCGCAGUUUUUGGUGGAAUCUAUUGUUUCCACCAUAAAGUACAAUCUGUAGUCGACAAAGAUUCUGGAAGAUGUAAAGCAAUUAUAGAUCACUUUGGUCAAAGAAUAAAUGCUAAAUACUUUAUUGUGGAGGAUAGUUACCUUUCUGAGGAAACAUGUUCAAAUGUGCAGUAUAAGCAGAUCUCCAGGGCAGUGCUCAUUACAGAUCAGUCUAUACUAAAGACAGAUUCAAAUCAGCAGAUUUACAUUUUGAUAGUCCCUCCAGUGGAACCAGGAGGUUGUGCUGUUCGGGUCACUGAGUUAUGUUCUUCAACCAUGACAUGCUUGAAAGACAUUUAUCUGGUACAUCUGGCUUGUCCAUCUUCUAAAACAGCAAGAGAAGACUUAGAAUCAGUGGUGAAGAAAUUAUUCACUCCAUAUGAUGAAACAGAAAUAGAUAAGGAGGAACUUGCAAAGCCAAGACUUUUGUGGGCUCUUUAUUAUAACAUGAGAGAUUCCUCUGGGAUUAGCAGAAGCUCAUAUAAUGGCUUACCUUCCAAUGUUUAUAUCUGCUCCGGGCCUGACUGUGGUCUGGGAAAUGAGCAUGCAGUCAAGCAAGCUGAGACACUUUUCCAUGAGAUCUUUCCAAGUGAAGAAUUCUGCCCCCCACCUCCAAAUCCAGAAGACAUUAUCUUUGAUGGUGACGAUAAGCAAUCAGAGACUCCUAGAAACAAUAAUAUAAUAAUGGCCUAACUGGAAUCUACUGAAGAAAUAAAAAACCUAGAAAGCCCAGGGAAGCACCUUUAAAAUUAGAAAAGAGCAAACCGGAAAUUCCAUUGUGGACCUUCAUCCUGGCAUCAGAAUAUUCUCAUUUAAAGGACAGUUUCCUGUAUUAAA
Messenger RNA from Choloepus didactylus (southern two-toed sloth), 2046 nucleotides. RefSeq names its product rab proteins geranylgeranyltransferase component A 2-like. Gene Ontology annotation, molecular function: GDP-dissociation inhibitor activity. The record is from RefSeq and is a predicted model, not a curated record. Gene Ontology annotation, biological process: vesicle-mediated transport; protein geranylgeranylation; intracellular protein transport. Gene Ontology annotation, cellular component: cytoplasm; nucleus; cytosol. Lineage: Eukaryota; Metazoa; Chordata; Mammalia; Pilosa; Megalonychidae.